CUGAGCAUGACAACACAGACCGACACGGCCUUGUUUCCAUUCAAGCUGACUGCAAAACAACACCAAAAAGAAGCUGCCUGCAUUUGGACUUGAGGAUCUGUGUUUUGUAGCUGUUCCUUCUUCUUUAUGUGCCUCUGGGAGCUGCAGCAGCAUGGCAGAUGACAAGGAUGUGUUGAGAGAUGUUUGGUUCGGCCGGAUCCCAACCUGCUUCACCCUGAACCAGGAUGAGAUUACUGAGAGAGAGGCCGAGCCCUACUAUCUGUUGUUACCCAGAGUGAGCUACCUGACGCUGGUCACAGACAAGGUGAAGAAACAUUUCCUCAAAGUGAUGAAGACCGAGGACGUGGAGGAGAUGUGGUUCGAGUACGAAGGGACGCCACUCAAAUGGCAUUAUCCAAUAGGACUUCUGUUUGACUUCCAUGCCUCCAACACUGUCUUACCCUGGACCAUCACUGUGCACUUUAAGAAUUUCCCAGACAGCGACCUGCUGCACUGCCAGUCCAACUCCGUGAUCGAGGCUCACUUCAUGUCCAGCAUCAAGGAGGCCGACGCGCUCAAGCACAAGAGCCAAGUCAUCAACGACAUGCAGAAGAAAGACCACAAGCAGCUGUGGAUGGGCCUGCAGAACGAUAAAUUCGACCAGUUCUGGGCAAUGAACAGGAAGCUGAUGGAAUAUCCCACUGAGGAAGGAGGCUUCAGAUACAUCCCCUUCAGGAUAUACCAGACGUUGAGCGACAGGCCGUUCAUCCAGAAGCAGUUUCGUCCCGUUUCAUCUGACGGCAACGCACACACACUUGGCGACCUGCUGAAAGAGAUGUACCCAGCUGCUCUACCGAAUGACGGCGAGCCGAAGCGUAACCAGGUGGUGAUUCACGGUAUCGAACCGCUGCUGGAGACUCCUCUGCUGCUCAGCGAACACCUCAGCCACCCGGACAACUUCCUGCACAUCUGCGUCAUCCCCAUCCCCACCGACUGAAGCCCUUCCUCCUCUCUCUCUCUCUCUCUCCCUCUCUCUCUCUCUCUCUCGCUGUCACCGUGACAACCGACCGACUGACCCGACCGGACCGACCAGCCAGCCA
Molecule: messenger RNA, 1079 nt
Organism: Scomber scombrus (Atlantic mackerel)
Lineage: Eukaryota; Metazoa; Chordata; Actinopteri; Scombriformes; Scombridae
Gene: atg5
Product: ATG5 autophagy related 5 homolog (S. cerevisiae)
Biological process (GO): autophagy of mitochondrion; nucleophagy; C-terminal protein lipidation
Cellular component (GO): phagophore assembly site membrane; cytoplasm; Atg12-Atg5-Atg16 complex
Source: RefSeq, a predicted model, not a curated record